AUGAAUACAACAACAAGAAGCUCGGACUUUCAACACAUGCUCUUCGUGCCCUGGGAACAAAAAUGUCGUUCAAACAACUCAGAUUUUUUUGCCGCAAGAAGAUUCCUGGACGCUCUUUUGAUAUCGCUACAAAAAUCAAUAGCCUUGGUCAUCACGUCGUUCAAUAUUUCACAGCCCAAACAAACACUUUCCCCAAUUCCUGUGGAUCUUAUUAUCGCCUCUCUGACGACAACUCAAUACUUGCAAGCCAAUGUUCUAAAUGGGGUUACAGUCAAUCAAGGUAUUAUGUUGGUAAAUGGCAUCAUGCAGGACGCCAGUCUAAUGAUCGUUUGUUCGACCUCUUGGCAUUUGUUCGUGUCAAAGCUCACUGGCUCGUAUCAAACGUGGCCAACGGGCGUUGGGAAUGCGACGAUUACAUCUCAAGAUACGGGUACGCGGUUUCUGCUGGUGAUUUUUGGAAGAUUUUUGUCCGCUAAAUAA
Messenger RNA from Paramuricea clavata, 480 nucleotides. The record is from the annotation of a GenBank genome assembly. NCBI's taxonomy places the organism in Eukaryota, Metazoa, Cnidaria, Anthozoa, Malacalcyonacea, Plexauridae.